This is a messenger RNA of Perkinsus marinus ATCC 50983, 730 nucleotides long. RefSeq lists its product as hypothetical. The transcript is spliced from 6 exons. Bases 4 to 723 code for a protein of 239 amino acids. Lineage: Eukaryota; Perkinsozoa; Perkinsida; Perkinsidae. The record is from RefSeq and is a predicted model, not a curated record.
UCAAUGUUAGCUUCCUCUCACCGUGCAUUUGCCGCUGUUGCUACCAAACGAGUUGCAGUGGUUCUCUCUGGUUGUGGCCACCUCGACGGCAGUGAAAUUCGCGAAGCGGUGUUCGUGCUCACCGAAUUGAGUCGAGCCAACGCCAAAUACCAAUGCUUUGCUCCGGACAUCCAGCAGAUGCACGUCGUGGAUCACUCAGAUGGGUCGAUAGAUUCUGGUUCGAAACGCAACGUGUUGGUGGAAGCUUCACGCAUUGGAAGGGAAGGUACUCUCCCGUUAACAGAUCUCAAGGCUAACGAUUAUGACGCAUUGAUGUUCCCCGGUGGCUUCGGAGCUGCGAAGAAUCUCUCGAACUUCGCCGUUAAGGGCAGUGGCAUGUCAGUUCAUCCCGAAGUUGAAAGGGCGAUCAAAGAGUUCAACCAAGCUGGUCAUCCAAUUGGCCUAGUCUGCAUCGCUCCAGUACUUGCAGCUAAGGUUUUGAACGCCGAAGUCACUAUGGGUUCCGAUGAGGUUAGUGAAGAGUAUCCAAACGCAUCUGCCGCGCAAGCUGUGAAGGAGAUUGGCGGUAAGCAUUUCAAUACAAAGUUGAACGAGGCCCAUGUCGAUACGGUCAAGAAGGUUGUUACCUCUGCUGCGUAUAUGAACAACACAGCGCCUAUUCAUGAGAUACACGAGUCGGUCGCUGCGAUGGUGAGGGAAACUUUGAAGCUGAUAGAUAGUUAAGCUAUUG